This is a messenger RNA of Struthio camelus australis, 4687 nucleotides long. Its product is annotated as KIAA0930 ortholog. NCBI's taxonomy places the organism in Eukaryota, Metazoa, Chordata, Aves, Struthioniformes, Struthionidae. The record is from RefSeq and is a predicted model, not a curated record.
UGGUGCAGAAGGAGAGAAAAUAACUGAUUUUAGAAGUAAUGCUGGGGUCUUAGGGGUCCUAGGACCCCUAGGACCUGAUCCUGCCACUUCUGAAGGCCAGCGCAGGAUAUUUAGGAAUGUCAACUUAAGAUCAAGUCCUUAAUCCUUCUCACCUAUGUUUUACUGUGCUGCCUUCUGAAAAUCACAUGAACAAACUUUUGGGCUCUCAAGAAGCUGAUUAUUUCUAUUGGUUGUUGCUGCUUCCAGCACGGUGGAGAACAGCAAUCUGGGGUCCAACUCCAGGGCUGCAAUCCUCCAAGAGAACAACUUGUUUUCCUCUGUGCAGAAAGUCAAAUACAGUCAAGAUAUAGAAACAUCAGAUUCAGCAUCAAACUCCUCUCUCUAGAGAAGUCAUAGUAACUUGGGCACACUUGAACAAAAGUCCUGUUGCCUGAAGCUAAUGGAAUGCAAUAUGCAACAACGGUCUGAAGAUCUGUAUUGCAGCGCCCCGUUGGUUGAUCGCUGACUGAAGUGGAAGAAAGUUAAGACUUACCUUCUUUACCACAAAACGCAGGUGGUAACAUGAAAAGGGUGUUUCAAAGAUGACCGCAUUGUCUUCUGGACUUGGAUGUUUUCAACAUAUUUUAUGGAGAAAUGGGCCCCCAGGCAAGAUGAUAUGCUCUUUUAUGUCCGUCGAAAACUGUCCUAUGUCAGUGGUGAUAGUACAGAGGGGAAAAAGCAGGUUGAAGUUGAGGUUUACCGGAGAGAUUCCAAGAAGCUUCCUGGCCUGGGAGACCCCGACAUUGACUGGGAAGAGAGCGUCUACUUGAACCUCAUUCUACAAAAGCUGGAUUAUGUGGUGACUUGUGCUGUGUGCACACGAUCGGAUGGAGGAGAUAUUCACAUUCACAAAAAGAAAUCUCAGCAAGUGUUUGCGUCUCCUAGCAAGCACCCAAUGGACAGCAAAGGAGAAGAGUCAAAGAUAAGCUACCCCAACAUAUUCUUCAUGAUUGACAGUUUUGAAGAGGUUUUCAGUGACAUGACUGUGGGAGAAGGAGAAAUGGUCUGUGUGGAGCUGGUGGCCAGUGACAAAAGCAACACCUUCCAAGGGGUGAUUUUUCAGGGGUCCAUCCGCUAUGAAGCACUCAAGAAAGUCUAUGACAACAGGGUGAGCGUUGCAGCUAAAAUGGCUCAAAGGAUGUCUUUUGGCUUUUAUAAGUAUAACAACAUGGAGUUUGUCCGAAUGAAAGGACCGCAAGGGAAAGGACACGCAGAGAUGGCAGUGAGUAGAGUUUCUACUGGUGACACUUCGCCAUAUGGGACAGAGGAAGAUUCAAAUCCAGAAUCCCCAGUGCAUGAGAGAGUCACUUCUUUCAGCACACCACCAACCCCAGAAAGGAACAAUCGCCCAUCCUUUUUCUCCCCAUCCCUCAAGAGAAAAGUGCCCCGAAAUCGAAUUGCUGAAAUGAAGAAAUCCCACUCAGCAAAUGACAGUGAGGAAUUCUUCAGAGAUGAUGAUGGUGGAGAUCUGCACAAUGCAACAAAUCUGAGGUCGCGAUCCUUAUCUGGAACAGGACGGUCUCUGGUUGGCUCAUGGCUCAAGCUAAACAGAACAGAUGAAAAUUUUCUACUCUAUGCACACUUAACUUACAUCACUUUGCCAUUGCAUCGAAUUUUAACGGAUAUCCUGGAAGUGCGGCAGAAACCAAUUCUGAUGACAUAGCAGAGAGCGGGGCACUGCCUUGGAGCCUUGUUGCCAAGUGCCUAACCACAGCGGUUUUCUGUGAUAGCACUACCAUCUAGUGUCAGGAACACGAACCUCCACAGGAAAAAGGGAAGUCAAAGAAUACCAGCCAAACAAAAGUGCCUCUUUCUUCCUUCCUCUGCUGUCAUACACCGUCUGCACACUUGCAGUACAUCACUUCAGUGUUUCUGACUGGAAGAGGACUUUCAGAAAAACAAAACAAGAAGGGGCUGUGUUUAAAACGAAUCGAUGCUUUAUGAACAGUUUGUUACUGUGUUUACUUUAUAACUAAGAAACCAACAACAUGUACAGAAUGUGUUGAACUUUAUAUUCUUUGAGGGAAACAACUUGAGAAUUUCGUAAUGAUGUGCUAAUGAACAUCGUUCCACAGACUCCUGCCCGUACUCUCCUUGUUGGAUUGGCUUAAUGUGCGUGUGGGCGCGCGUGUGCGUGCAUGUUGGGAUUAAAGGGAUGAGAGAAUAGUUUACUACUGUGGAAGGUAAAGGAAAAAGAUGCUACAAAGAUACAUUGCCAUUUUGGUACGUGCAGUGGGUCAGGCUGGAGCUUAAAACGUGCUUAAAAUGUUCCCAUUUGUUUGUAUGUCAGUGUUAGUAGGACAGGUGAACUCUGCUGACAGAUUUCUGUAUCUACCAAAGAACAGCAACAUUUUCAUCCUCAAGAACUGUCUAAGAAAAUGAGCCAAUGGGAAGACGGCUAAAAUGUGCUGCUAUAGUAAAGCUGAGGUUCAUAUCCCGUACUACUGCUGCUUAUCUCUGUUAGUUGAGUCGAUCUGAGCUGAAAUCUAAAGUGGAAAAGCAGGAGGCUGUAACUGAACUCAAAAAACUAAAAACCUUGCCAAUUACCAACAUCUUCCUGCAUGCACAGGAUAUCAGAGUAAGUAAAGGUGUCCUUCCAGUAAUGUUUGUAGCUAAGGAGGGCACGAGAGCUGAUUAACGUUUGGGCAACUUUCCCAGAUGCUUCAUUUCCUGGGGACGCUUCUCUGUACUGUUAUGUGCUGAAGCACAAAGGGUUUUCUUUAAAGACAAAAGAUUUAAAUGGGAUUCGGCUCUGAAAAGUGACUAAAAAUAGCAUAAUGGGAGGUUUGGAAUUGUGUGUCAGGAGCUCUCAGGCGAAAAAUGUUUACAGUAGGUAAAAUGCAGUUCUCUCUAAAUAGUGGGACUCUGCUGUCCUUGACAUCUGAAAGCUAAAUACUGAAUAAGUACAGAGACUGCUGCGAUCUGACUAACUGUAUUGAUAUGGGAGCCUGUCAAUACUUCAGUUUAUUUACAAGUGCUUAAGUGGCACAGCAAAGGGUAGGGUAGCAUGUCACUUAGGGCAUGUGAGGCUCUAAUAUACGCACAAAGGCGACCUGUGGAGGGAGUGAAGAUGCAAUUUUUGUCACUUUUCAGAUUGUUAGCACCUAAGCUCUACCCUGGCACCACAGUUACCAAGAUGGCAUGUGCUCUGAGCCUGGAUCUUUUGUAUCCCUUAUACCCAACCACUUCCAAAGUGCUUUGUUAUAAUUCUCUCCAUAGCAUCUCGUGGCUUAACCUCUCAAAUAGGACUUUCUGCUUUUUUCUUCUGGCCAGGUUCCAGGAAAUAGCUUCACUUCAGCAUAAAGGUAGGCUAACUUUAUCAUUCAGCCCAGCAUGAUGAAUCCAGAAUGGUAAGGAGGUCUUUUUUUUAAUUUGAGGUUAGGCCUGGAAGCAGUCGCCAUCAUGCAGAGUAAUGGCAUUUCUUACACUGGCAGCAUGAGUGCGUGACAGGGACAGCGGACCAGUUUUUAGCUUGCUUCAGAUAAGUUUGCAGCAGCACUAGAAAAGUGUUCUCUUUGGCCUUACCAGCACAGCGGCUGUUCACGUGGCAGACUUUGCACUUUGCUCCUUGGGGAGCAUGUGUGCGUGUUGCGCUGUCUAACUUGAGGCAUGUAAUUUGGGUGCCUAGGCUUCCUACCGAAUCCAGGGAGAGAGAGGUUGAAUACUAAAUCAGAGCUGAAGUGCCCUCUCAGGAAACCGUAGAGACAGUCUAAGGGCUUACCUGAGAUCCUAGGUAAUAUGUUCAAUGUCAGACAGUACAAAUACUCUCCCUGUGUACUCCCUCUCCCAGUGUCCAUGCCAAGGAUUAAACCAAUGUUCAGCUAGAAGAUGACCCUUUUCCAGUCCUACUCUUAGCCGGUCACUUUCUGCACUUUGAUACUGCUGGGCUGAGCAAAUCAUUGCAGUUUUCCUUUACGUAUUCAUUGGGGAGGGAAGGGAGAGAAGUUAAUAUUUUCACUACUACUAGCAAUUGAUACUUUUUAGUCAAGGAGCCAGAGGAAUAGCAAACAUAAAAAGGAAAUAUAUCCAAAUCAGAGCCUGAGCAAUAGGAACUUGAAUACUGUUCCAUCUACAGCAGUGAUUUUUUUUUUUAAUGCUUUCUUGGUGUCCACACAAGUAAGUUUAGGUAGCUUGAUUUCCUGUGAUCUGAAAUCCUGACCAGAUUGUAUUGCAUAAGGCUUCAGAGUAAAUGGCAAAUGAAGAAAGAGUCCAAAAUAGUACGUUAUUGUAAAGGCAACAUUACAAAAAGUACAGUGCAAAUCCCGCAUCCGUUAUGCAGCAUGUUCUGUGCUCUGUUAUAUCUACAUGGAUGAAUUUUGGUGAUGUCUAGUUUUGGAAGGGCUGUGAUAUAAGAGGCCUAAAGAGAGUUAGUUGAUUUAUUUUAUCUUGCUAUGGAUACCUUGCAGCCUCACUUCAUUUAGUAGAAAUGGGCUGGCUACCAGUAUGCCCAGAUGGACAUCCAUAGGAAGUAAGAGAUCAGGAAGUCUACUGAAUGUCAAUAGUGCUUUUAAGAAGUAAGUAGAUGUACCAGAUUCCCAGAUAUCUCCUCUCUAAACAGCUGAAAUAGAUACUUUUAGUUAUCGCCCCUAUUGAUCGCUUCUGUUAUCAAGUGUAAAAAAAAAAAAAAAAAAGUUUUGUUUUACUUUUA